AUGUGGGAAUUACUGGCGGUUUUACUAGUUGCCUUUCAUUGGUUUUGUAUCCGGCCCCACAAAUAUUGGAGAAAUAAGGGCGUUCAUCAGGGAAAAUCAUUGUGGUUAUUGGGCGACGCCUGGGGAUUUGUCUUUAGACUUCACAGUUUCGCGGAACUGCUUCAAUACCUCUACAAAAAAUUUCCUCAAAGGAGAUAUUAUGGAGCAUACUUAUUCAACUACCCCAUUUUGGUAGUAAAAGACCCCGAUUUGAUCAAAGAAAUCACAAUUCGAGAUUUCGAGCACUUCGAAGACCAUAGUGCUUGGUUACCGGAACAAUCGGAUCCAUUAUGGAACCAAAAUUUGUUCUCUCUAAAAGGCCAAAAAUGGAAAGACCUGAGGAACUUCUUCAGGCCGACGUUCACCAGCAGCCGCAUCAAGACCAUGUACAAGCUGAUGAACCGCUGCGCCGAGAGCUUCGUCGAAUAUUUCGCCGAGAAAGAAGAGGACCUCAUCGAAGUCGAUCUCAAAUACACCUUCAAGCGGUUCACUUGCAACGUCAUCGCCACCACGGUCUUCGGCGUGCGAGUGGAUACGCUGAGGAAGCCCGACAGCCGCUUCUACCAGAUGGGCUUGGAAGCCACCAACACCUCCGGCUUCAGGUCGUUCAUUUAUCUGCUACACUACCUCUUCCCGGAGUCGGUUCUCAAGUUCUUGCGAAUUAAAGUGUACAGCGAAAACGUGCGAACGUUUUUCUCCAAUUUGGUGGAAGAUACGAUGAGGACCAGAGAAGAGCAGAACAUAUACCGACCCGAUUUGAUCCAAUUGAUUUUGGAUGCGAAAAAGGGAAAAUUGAUUAAAGAGGAUAACGUUAUCGAUAGAGGUUUUGCUGUAGCGCGUCAAGAGGAAAAUUACGGUACGAGCGAUACGCAUGCUAGAGAUAUCACUAACACCGAAAUAACGGCGCAGGCUUUAAUAUUCUUCUUUGGAGGUUUCGAUACGGUUUCGGCUCUGAUGAAAUUCACAGCUUACGAAUUGGUAGUGAAUCAGGAAAUCCAACGAAAAUUGCGGGCGGAAAUUAACGAAAAAUACGCUAAAUGCAACGGGGCGAUUUCCUACGAGGAAAUCCUCGAUAUGAACUAUCUAGAUAUGGUCAUUUCAGAAUGUUUAAGAAAAUGGCCCAGCGGUCUAGCGGUAGAAAGAGUUUGCACCAAGUCGUACGUGAUCCAGCCGAAACUACCAGACGAGCGAGAAGUCACCCUCGACGUGGGAACCUUGAUCACUAUACCGACCUUCGGCAUCCACCGAGACCCCGAAUACUAUCCCGAUCCGGAGGUGUUCGAUCCGGAACGCUUCAACGAGGAAAACAAACGGCUCAUCAAACCCUACACGUUCUUCCCCUUCGGAUUGGGCCCCAGGAACUGCAUUGGCUCCCGCUUCGCCAUUUUGGAAGCCAAGGUCCUGCUCGUACAUCUCCUGAGGCGAUUCGAGAUCGUCCCCACCGAGAAAUCCACCAUCCCCAUCGGCAUCAAUCGCAGCGAUUUUCAUCUCGACGGCAACGGGUUCUGGUUCGGUUUGAAAAAGAUAACAAAAAUCGACUAA
This is a messenger RNA of Phyllotreta striolata, 1581 nucleotides long. The record is from the annotation of a GenBank genome assembly. Lineage: Eukaryota; Metazoa; Arthropoda; Insecta; Coleoptera; Chrysomelidae.